AUGGCCACUCCGGUUCUCGCUUAUCAAUCUUCACAGGGAAUAAUCUCUGGUCGUAUGGCUAAAUUAUGGCUAUCGCGGCAUCCAAAAAAAUGGUGCCCCAUCGGCGGAUGGUUGAAGUUUGGGUUGAUAGUCGGGUGUAACGAUACAGUUACCGUAUUCCGGAUACUCCAUCGUCUUGCCAAGAGAUGCGCCAAGACAUGGCAUUUUCACGGUUUUACUAUGGACAGUGCUCCUUCAACAACAACAACCACAUACACAGAGGCAUGUGCUGCAGUUGUCUCAAGGGACGCCAGAGUACCCAAGGGAGAAAUCUUUUCCAUCGAGGCUACUCACACUAACCAGCAGUAUACUCACUUGGCUAGUGCCCUACCUUUAAGCCUUGAGGCGCCAGUACGGAGAUUCUUUGGAGGAUCGUCAGGCACGAUAGACGUAAAAUUACCACCGUUCCAUACAACGGCGGACCAGUGGGACCGCCAUACGGGGAGUUCUCUACUGACUUGCAUACCUUUUCUUCCGUGGGUCAUGGGUCCAUCAAUGAAUAGGAGACGGGGAGGAACCGACUGUUUGACUCGGACAUGGGUGGAUACUGGGUGCCAAGGUCAUCGGGCGAAAUUUGGACUGCCUCCAGACAUGGUAGUCACGCCCUCAGAUCUUCAUUGCAAAACGGCUUACUGGCAGUCUGAACCUCAUACGUCCAACAUACAGUCUAACCAUGAAAAUAACGUCGUGCCAAGGAGCAAAGACCACCACAAUCAUACAAUGCGGCCCGAGGCAGAUACACCAAGUACCAUUUCAAAAAGCCAUCUACCAAGUCAUGAGUUAAAGCCGGGAGAUGACCGACGGCCCGUGGGAAGCUUCGGCGAUAUUGGUCUUGGCAGCCCACAUGGCUGGUGGGCUCCGUCGUCGGUGGCUACCGAUACGGGCUCCUGUGAACGGCACAGGGCAGCUUUUAGGACAAUUAGGCAUACGUAUACUUGGUUGGAUCGUUAUUUCCGACUUAUCAAUCUCUUUCCUCUUGGCAAAUCAACCAUAUGGGUCAAUGGUUCGUGGGCGAAAUUCAACGGACCAGUAGAUGGAGUAUGA
Messenger RNA from Aspergillus welwitschiae, 1083 nucleotides. RefSeq lists its product as uncharacterized. NCBI's taxonomy places the organism in Eukaryota, Fungi, Ascomycota, Eurotiomycetes, Eurotiales, Aspergillaceae. The transcript is spliced from 9 exons. The record is from RefSeq and is a predicted model, not a curated record. The coding region runs from base 1 to 1083 and encodes 360 amino acids.